Molecule: messenger RNA, 1904 nt
Organism: Dendrobium catenatum
Lineage: Eukaryota; Viridiplantae; Streptophyta; Magnoliopsida; Asparagales; Orchidaceae
Product: protein YLS7
Exons: 1
Coding region: 202-1716 (504 amino acids)
Cellular component (GO): Golgi apparatus
Molecular function (GO): O-acetyltransferase activity
Source: RefSeq, a predicted model, not a curated record
AGUGGCAUUCUAAUUCGUUAUUAGAUUAGCCAAUCUGCUUCUUUAUGAGUUAAGAGGCCUUCGACCAUCAAUCAUCAAUCCGCGUCGUCUCUCUCGAUCUCCACGCUGCUUAUCAAACCCUCUUGCUCCCAUUCGACAAUCUCCUACCGAUUCCCGCUCCAUCCCUAACCAUGUAGUUUCACACAAAAGGAGAUCGCAUCGAUGGUGUUUAGCUGUACAAAUAGCAAGUCUUUCUCCAUGGCCGCCCUCCGAUCGCUGCCCUCAAUCAUCGCCAUCGUUGGAGCUUCUGCCAUUUUUCUAAUCGUAGCUUCUUUGCUUCUCGUUUCCGGCCCCAUUACUUCCUCCGUCCAAGAAUACUUUUUGGGUGAAAAUCGCGGCUGGAAACCUGAAUCUCCCGCCUCGCUUAACAUCGUCUCCCAAGGGAAACCUCAACUGGAGGGCAAUGAAUCGGGCAGCGUCGAUGUCGGUACUUCAGGUGCUGUUUUGGAUUUGAGAAAAUUUGAUGAUGACCUUUCUUUUACUUUAGGUGCCAAUCAAAGUUCUUCAAAUACCCCUUUUGCAAAGGAAUUUGGUGGCAAUUCUAAUGAUCCAGAUGCCGAUUUAGUAACUUCGAAAAGCCCUGUGUUCCCCUCUGGUGAGCAUGUUAGGUGUGAUCUUUAUCAUGGGAAAUGGGUCCAUAAUCCUGAGGGACCUCUGUAUACAAACAAUAGCUGUCCUAUUAUCACACAGUUGCAAAAUUGCCAGGGAAAUGGAAGGCCUGACAAGGAUUAUGAGAACUGGAGAUGGAAGCCUGAUCAAUGUGAGUUGCCAAAGUUUGAUGCAAAAAAGUUCCUGGAGCUUAUGAGGGGUAAAACACUUGCGUUUGUGGGUGAUUCGGUUGCUAGGAAUCAGAUGGAGUCCUUGCUUUGCAUUCUUUGGCAGGUUGAAGUGCCUAAGAACCGUGGCAAUAGAAGGAUUCAUAGAUGGUACUUCAGAUCCACCUCGACAAUGAUUGUACGCAUAUGGUCCUCCUGGCUAGCUCAGAACACCCCCAGUGCAAUGGAAUUUGCUCCCAAGGGGGUUGUGAAGGUCCAUUUAGACAUACCAGAUGAGAAAAUGAUGGAAUUUCUCCCAGGCUUUGAUGUUGUUGUGCUUUCCUCUGGCCAUUGGUUUGCAAAACAGUCAGUUUACAUUCUUAACGAAACUAUUGUUGGAGGUCAGCUGUGGUCACCCCCUCCAAAUGCAGCAGUUGAUAUGAGGAUUAAUAAUGUUGAGGCAUUUGGUUUGUCGAUGGAGACAGCUCUUGGAGCCAUUGCAACUCAUCCCAAUUUUACUGGUCUAGCAAUUGUUCGAUCAUAUUCUCCAGAUCAUUAUGAGGGUGGGGCUUGGAAUACUGGUGGUUCGUGCACCGGAAAAGUUAACCCAGUUAGUGAAGUAGUGAACAAUGGAUUCACAGAAGUGAUGCAUGAAAAACAACUCACAGGAUUCCAGCGAGCAGUGGAGAAGACCGGGAACUCAUCCAAGCUUAUAUUUAUGGAUAUCACAGAUGUGUUUGGUUAUCGACCAGAUGGGCAUCCAGGGCCAUAUAGGAGCACAGACCCAAACAAGAAGACGAGGAGGGGACCAAAUGGGGAACCACCGCCACAGGAUUGCUUGCAUUGGUGCAUGCCAGGGCCGAUUGAUACAUGGAAUGAGUUAUUGUUGGAGAUUAUUAGGAGAAAUCUCAAGAUAUCAUGAGAAAAACUACCGAUUGUGUGAAAGGAAGCCAUUCUUGUUCUUGAUGAGAUAUAACAAAUGUAUCAUUUUACAUCACCUGCAGGAAUGCUUGUCCUGCUAUUUUGUGCAAAGGCCUUUGAAGUGAACUAGAUUAGAUAACACGGGAAGAUUUUAUUCUCAUUCUCCUGGAGAUGAGCAUGUUCUGAUCA